Messenger RNA from Falco peregrinus (peregrine falcon), 3556 nucleotides. RefSeq names its product cytochrome P450 26C1. Bases 258 to 1976 code for a protein of 572 amino acids. NCBI's taxonomy places the organism in Eukaryota, Metazoa, Chordata, Aves, Falconiformes, Falconidae. Gene Ontology annotation, molecular function: oxidoreductase activity, acting on paired donors, with incorporation or reduction of molecular oxygen; iron ion binding; monooxygenase activity. Gene Ontology annotation, biological process: sterol metabolic process. The record is from RefSeq and is a predicted model, not a curated record. The transcript is spliced from 6 exons.
AGGUGGAUCGGGCGUAAGUGGCCGAUAUCUAUAUAAAUGUGGCCGGGGGCGAACCGGCAGCAGGAGGCGAGCGGGGCCGGGCGGGCAGCAGCCGGCCGGGCCAGCCGCGCAGCGCCCGCCGCCGGCAGCGGAGUCGCGGGGCGCCCGGCCCCCCGCAUUUGACAGCCGCCGGGGCCGCCCCCCAGCCGCCCGCGCCCCCAGGGCGGGGACCCGCCGCCGCCCCGCGCCCGCCCCGUCCCCCGCCGCCCGGCAGGAGGAUGCCGGCGGGGCUCUCCUGGCCCGAGGCGGCGGCGCUGGCGCUGCUGGCCCUGGCGCUGCUGGUCGCCCUGUGCCGGCACCUGUGGGCGCUGCGCUGGAGCCUCAGCCGGGACCGCGCCAGCGCCCUGCCCCUGCCCAGGGGCUCCAUGGGCUGGCCCUUCUUCGGGGAGACCCUGCACUGGCUGCUCCAGGGCUCCCGCUUCCACAGCUCCCGGCGGGAGAGGUACGGAAACGUCUUCAAGACCCACCUCCUGGGCCGGCCGGUGGUGCGGGUGACAGGCGCUGAGAACAUCCGCAAGAUCCUGCUGGGCGAGCACACGCUGGUCAGCACGCAGUGGCCCCAGAGCACCCAGAUCAUCCUGGGCUCCCACACCCUGCUCGGCUCCAUCGGUGACCUGCACCGCCAGCGCCGCAAGAUCCUGGCCAGAGUGUUCAGCCGUGCCGCCCUGGAGAGCUACCUGCCGCGGAUCCAGAAGGUUGUGAGCUGGGAGCUGCGGGGCUGGUGCAUGGAGCCGGGCUCCAUCGCAGUUUAUUCCUCCACUAAAACCUUAACUUUCCGCAUUGCAGCUCAGAUUCUGCUGGGGCUCCGCCUGGAGGAAAAGCAGUUCAAGGACCUGGCCAAAACUUUUGAACAGCUGGUGGAGAACCUCUUCUCCCUGCCCCUCAACAUCCCCUUCAGUGGGCUGCGCAAGGGAAUCAAAGCACGGGACAUGCUACAUGAGUUUAUGGAGAAGGCUAUACAGGAAAAACUGCAGAGAAAUAACCCAGAAGAUCACAGCGAUGCUCUGGAUUUCAUAAUAAACAGUGCCAAGCAGCAUGGCAAAGAAUUCACCAUGCAGGAGCUAAAGGAGUCAGCGAUUGAGCUCAUAUUUGCUGCUUUUUUCACCACGGCUAGUGCCAGCACCUCUCUGAUCCUCCUGCUGCUGAAGCACCCCUCAGUGAUAGAAAAAAUAAGGCAGGAGCUGAUGUCCCAUGAGCUGUACCAGCAGUGUGAGCGUUGCCCUGCGGGACCCUGCCCGGACACCCUGAGCGCCCAGAGCAGGGACAGGGAGAAGCCACUUCUUUGCCCCACGGCCAAAGAUGCUCGCGAAGACCAGAGCCAGUCCCCGAGCCUGACGGAGGAGGGUCCCCUCCAGCCCCAUGCCUCGCUGGAGCCCACCCUCCCCCAGAGCUGUCCCUGUGCUGGCCCCCAGCUGCGGGCACUGUCAGGGCAGAGCUGCUGCUGCCCCUCAGACAUCAGCCUGGAGAAGCUGAGCUGCCUGCGCUACCUGGACUGUGUGAUUAAGGAGGUGCUACGGGUGCUGCCCCCCGUCUCUGGAGGCUACAGGACGGCGCUGCAGACGUUUGAGCUGGAUGGCUACCAGAUUCCCAAAGGCUGGAGUGUCAUGUACAGCAUCCGUGACACCCACGAGACAGCUGCUGUCUACCAGAGCCCCCCUGGUGGCUUUGACCCAGACCGCUUUGGUGUCGGCCGGCCGGAGGCUGCAAGCCGCUUCCACUACAUCCCCUUCGGCGGCGGGGCGCGGAGCUGCAUCGGCAAGGAGCUGGCACAGGCCAUCCUCAAGCUGCUGGCCAUUGAGCUGGUCAGCACGGCCCGCUGGGAGCUGGCCACCCCCAGCUACCCCGCCAUGCAGACCGUGCCCAUUGUGCACCCCGUCGAUGACGGGCUGCAGCUCUACUUCCACCCCCUGCAGCCCGGCCAUGGCAGCAAGGCCUGAGCCAGGGGUACGCUGCCCCCCCCAGCCCUGGCAUCAAUGCCCCUCUGCGGCUGCUGGGGGCAGAUCUCUGCUGCCCCAGGCUGGGUAUGGCACUGGGUCACUGCAGAGCAAAACCCCAAAAGGCUUUUUGUUUUUCCUCUCCUUGUGUGCAAGCCGGUAGGGAGGGUCCUGCAGAGUCCUGCUCCCGAGCACCGGGGUGAACCUCAGCCCCAGCCUGGGGGUAAAACCUGCUGAAGCUGCUGAUGCAGAGAGCAUCCCCCCAUGGGGGCUCAGCUAGCCCCUUCCCCAUGCAGGGCUCCAGCCACCGGGGAUGGGGAGCAAAUCUCCCAGCCCCACAGCUAAGGCUCCCAGAGCUUUUCUGUCCCAGGGUUACCUCCUGCGGGUGUGUUACAGGAGACACAGGGUGAUCGUCCCGCAUACUGUAGCUUUCUAGAUGUAAAAAGAGGGAAGCUGGGGGGGGGGGGGGCUCUGCAGGAAAACACAAGCCAGGUCUGCCCAAGCUACGGCAUCAACUGUAGCUAGACUAAAAGGGCGUAAAGUGGCUUUUAUUGUAAAUAUUUAAUCUCAUUCCUGCACUUCCCAUUAGAGCUGGCACAAAGAGUAUGUGUCGUGUUCAUCCAGUAGUAGUAGCUGAGUAUGUUGUGCCUGAGCACUGCGCUGCUGCUCGAGGUCUGCCAUGAAGCGUCCCUCCGGGGUCCCCACAGGAUGCGCUCCCCAGCCGCAGCCUGACCAGGGGAUUGGGCUGAAGAAGGUAAGGGGGCUUUGGGGAAUAAACAUUUGGAAAAUGGACAUUUCUGAAUGUCUACUUUGUGGUAGAAAAUCCCCUGUCCCUGAUGAUGCCGUUUAUGUUGCAGAGGGGGCAUUUGUAAGGUGACACAAGCCCCAUGGUGGCUAGCUGGUCAGAGACUGACCGUGUCACCUCCUGCAGCCUAGCUCUGCCAGGGAAAGUGCCUGGACAGCAGCUCUGUAGGUCCGUACAGAAGCUGGUACCUGGCACUAAGCCUGGGUGCUGAGGGCACCUUUUUACGUGGCUUUUGAGUGCUGUCUGCCUUGCUGAGACAUGGGGUAUUUCUCUCCUAUGUAAAAUGAAGCGAGUCCUGUUGCUUGUGCACUGGGAACAGAGUUGGGCUGAGUUCCUUGUCCCACUGCAAUGUGUUUGCCAGUUCCUUUGAGCUUCACCACUGCUCCCCACCGUCACACAUCCUGCAGGGAAACAGCGGGGGAAACCAUCUACCUUGUUCCUCCAGCGCACCCUGGGCCCGGUGGCACGGCGUGCUCCAUGUGAAAAACCAGCAGCAGCCUGACCUGUGAGGGCAGAAAUUGGCCUGAGGACAGCGAUCCUUUGCGAAGGCUCUGGGGAGCUCCCCUACCCCUGCCUCUCUGUCAUCGCCCUGCUUCAGCGCCAGCUUACAAAUGACCUGGCCCUGGCCGGUUCCCCUCGCAUGCCUGUGCUGGGGCACUGCCGCUGCAGCGGGGCAUCGCUGCUGCCAGCUGUCAGAGGCUACCUGGGGCAGAAAUGUGGCUCCCAAAUGUGACAGGUCAAAUCUGGAAGAGGUUGAGUUGCAGGGCUGAGUUAAGUG